Messenger RNA from Protopolystoma xenopodis, 591 nucleotides. The record is from the annotation of a GenBank genome assembly. NCBI's taxonomy places the organism in Eukaryota, Metazoa, Platyhelminthes, Monogenea, Polystomatidea, Polystomatidae.
AUGGUGAAUUCUGAAGUGGCUCAAAUUCCGGGUCUUCUGCUAACUUGGAUCAAGGGCCAAGUUCCCCAAGUUGUGACCCUUUUGAUUCAACUUCUUUCAAACAAGCUGUUAGGCAGCAUCAGCAGUCGCUUCGAUACUAGCACAAGCACAGGAAUUGGUGCACUGUCUGGCGGUGGUGCUGGCUUUGCUGGUAUUUUUUCCAGUGAAAUGCUUGGUCGACCUCUGGUUAAUAUUGCCGGCUUUGGUAGCCCCUUUCAAUCAGCUCCUGUCCCGCUGGCAGCCACCGCUGAUUCUUCGCAUAUCGGAGCUUCGAACGCCUUGACUGCCACCACUACGGCAGCCUCAGUACAGCAUGCUACUGUUGUACAUGGUGCCUUGGCCAACUUAAAGGCAAUAGCCAUCCUGCCAGCUAACGCUGAGGUGGAUGCUGAGGCCUUCUCGCUUGAACUCCAGCACGCACUGUCGCCGAUAGGAUCAACAGUACGUCUAACUUCAGGUAGGUCACAUUCCUCUUCUAUUCACUUUUAUUCUCCUACGUCUAUGCACACACACACACACACUUCGGCUGGACAGAAAACAGGCUCGUCCUGA